This is a messenger RNA of Larimichthys crocea (large yellow croaker), 4596 nucleotides long. It is a transcript of the gene nr1h3, whose product is annotated as nuclear receptor subfamily 1, group H, member 3. Gene Ontology annotation, cellular component: RNA polymerase II transcription regulator complex. Bases 240 to 1637 code for a protein of 465 amino acids. Lineage: Eukaryota; Metazoa; Chordata; Actinopteri; Sciaenidae. Gene Ontology annotation, biological process: cell differentiation; lipid metabolic process; positive regulation of transcription by RNA polymerase II. Gene Ontology annotation, molecular function: zinc ion binding; RNA polymerase II cis-regulatory region sequence-specific DNA binding; nuclear receptor activity. The transcript has 10 exons. The record is from RefSeq and is a predicted model, not a curated record.
GGGACUUCUUUCCUACUCACUCUCUUCAAGAUAUUGAGUCAUUAGACUUCCGCCCAGUAAGCCACCGGGGUUUUGGCAUCCUCAAGGCUCCUCCAGGCAGACAAGCGAGUCCUCCAUCAGCGCCGAGAUAUCGACAGACUCCGUUCGUGGACUCACAUGACGAGAUGGAUAGGCGAUAAAUAAGACAUCAGCUUCAGAGGUAGGCGUUGAUUUCGUUAUGACAAGCUGCUGUGCAGAAGAUGUCCACGCUGUCUGUGACUGAUAUCCCAGAUGUUGGUCAUGAUGAGAAUAAGGUGUUUGAUGGGGCCUCUGAGCUGCAGCUGGACUGCAUGGUUGAGGAGAGCAGUGGAAGCGGCGCAAUGAAGCACGACGGCCUGCUGUUGCUGGCCGACCUGUCCCACCCAGACGACUUCCCCCCCGUCCUCCCUCAUAAUGGCCCUUCACUGACCGAGAUGAGCAGCCCUCUGGCGAUAGAACCAAGCGACAUAAAGCUUGAUCCAGCUUCAGGUGACACAUCUGCCAGCACAGAUGGUCAGCCAGUGAAGAGAAAGAAGGGGCCUGCUCCGAAGAUGCUUGGCAACGAGGUGUGCAGUGUAUGCGGUGACAAGGCCUCCGGUUUUCAUUACAAUGUGUUGAGCUGCGAGGGCUGCAAGGGCUUCUUUCGACGCAGCGUUAUUAAAAGUGCCCAGUACUCUUGCAAGAACAAUGGCCGCUGUGAAAUGGACAUGUACAUGCGCCGCAAGUGCCAGCAGUGUCGUCUGCGCAAGUGUCGGGAGGCGGGCAUGCUGGAGCAGUGUGUGCUGUCAGAGGAGCAAAUCAGACUGAAGAAGAUGAAGAAGCAGCACGAGGAGGAAACAGCCCGCACGUCCACAGUGGUCACCCCCACCCCUCUACAGGAAACUGCCGCACUGGAUCCACAGCAGCAGGAGAUGAUUGAGAAGCUGGUGGCCAUGCAAAAGCAAUGCAACAAGAGGUCUUUCCUCGACCGACCAAAAGUGACACCGUGGCCACAGAGUCAGGACUUGCAGAAUCGUGAAGUGCGUCAGCAGCGGUUCGCCCAUUUCACUGAACUAGCAAUCAUGUCGGUCCAGGAGAUUGUGGAUUUUGCGAAGCAGCUUCCUGGUUUCCUCGAGCUCACGAGGGAGGACCAGAUCGCUCUACUGAAGACUUCUACCAUUGAGAUUAUGUUGCUCGAGACAUCUCGGCGGUACAAUCCUGCUAUUGAUAGCAUUACGUUUUUGAAGGAUUUCAGCUAUAAUAAGGAGGAUUUCGCCAAAGCAGGUCUUCAGUUUGAGUUUAUCAAUCCCAUCUUUGAGUUCUCAAAAGGAAUGAACGACCUGCAUCUAGACGAGGCCGAGUACGCCCUGCUCAUUGCCAUCAACAUCUUUUCUGCAGAUCGGCCAAACGUGCAGGAUCAUGAUCUGGUUGAGAGGCUACAGCAACCUUAUGUGGACGCCCUGCGCUCUUAUAUCAUGAUAAAGAGACCAAAUGAUCACUUGAUGUUUCCCCGUAUGCUGAUGAAGCUGGUGAGCCUUCGUACACUAAGUAGUGUCCACUCGGAGCAGGUUUUUGCCCUUCGCCUCCAGGACAAGAAGCUUCCCCCGCUGCUCUCUGAAAUCUGGGAUGUCAACGAGUGACUGCAAACCUGAUGUCACGCACCGGUGGCUUUAUGAAGCCCGAGACAGACACGACAUCGAGCAGGGACACUGACUCCUUUUCUGCCCAUCUGGUCAGGGAUUGGUUAAAGCGUUGAAGUUUUUUUUGUUUGUUUGUUUGUUCCCUGGUGGGAGGAGAGCGUCAUUGCUCUUCGCUCUCAGACUGACUGCUAAAUGGUUUCGUGUUCAUAAGGAGAAACAUGAACACCUAGUUUUCUUUGAGCAUUUUUGUUCUUUUCGUGUAGAUGCUGACAUGAUUAUGGCGAUAUUAAAUACCAGCAUCCGGCUCUUUAGCCGGUUAUCUCUGAUUUAAUAUUUGUUUAAAGUUAUGUCGAUCUCUAAUGCGGUUCUAUACUCAUCCUCUUAAGAAUUAUAAUGAGAAAUUUCUGUGCAGGUCUUGUCUGCGGCUGUGUCAAACAUUAGAAUGACAGCUGCAUAUUGAGUUGAAAUAGUGAUUUUUGCAGUCAUGCAACAGGAGGAGAUGGAUAAGCAUGAGUGGACCCAUAUUCACUUUAUUGAUGUUAGGGGUUGGACGGUAGGCCAUCUGGUUUGUAUUGUGCAUUGUGGUAUGGCAACACAUAGUUUGUGUUCAUGGUGGAAUAAGUGCAGAAAAGGUUGGUGUAGUCGCUCAGGUAAAGUAAUGUGAAGUAGACCUCUGGGAAUUGGAGGCUUCUUUAAUUUCUAUUAGAUGACUUCUUCCAUUUUGCAUAAGGGACCCUUUUGGUCAUUUAUAGAUGCCCAUUAACGUUCAUGUAAAUUGUAUAUUUAUUUUCACGAGAAAUCUGUAUAGCGUGCACACAUAAAGCUUAUCCACGAGAUUGUACAAUCACAUACUAACGCACAAGAAAGUGAACCUCUGCAGGUGACUGGCAGACUGCGCCCUCAUUUAUAGGAAAUGGUGAUGUGACUAAAUAUCUUUUUUUUAAUUAUUAUUAUUUUUUUAUUUACUGGCUGGCACUGGUACCUUUUUGAAAAAGAAGGUGGUGUCUUCAAAUUCCAUGUAAAGAUUAAACUAUCACCUGUGCCCCUCCUUUUGAAUGAAUAAAAACCCAUCCAGACAAAGUUGUACUCUUAAAUCAAAUUAGAAAGAUUGUCUCAUUCACAUCUUAUCCGUCUGUGACAUGUCCUUUUGAUUAAUUUCAUUUCAAAGCAGCACAGUUAUUUUUUAUAUUUUUUGUUCUUUAAUAAGCAUUUUAAAGGUGACAGAUAUGUAUAAGUAACAUACAUGUAGUCUGGACAGGAUGUAGAGAUGUCACAGCCUUUUAUUUUUGAUAAUAUACUGUAUGAAUGAGACUGAGGAAAAGCUGUAUAGAUGAAUAUCCGGUGGAAAACUUAACUUGAUUUAAAAGUCCACCAUAGUCCAGAGUUUUAACAAGUCCACAACAACAACAGCUUUAACUGGUCAGACUCUGGAAAGCCUCACAAAAAAAAAAAAAGCAAACCAAAAUCUUUAUUAACAGGGAGCAGAGAACGACAGGAAAUGACACAUUAACAUUGUAUGUUAUGACAAACUUAAGAGAUUUAGAUGUUUAUAUUCAUGUUGUGUUUUCCAUGCAUUUUCCUGUGCAGUGUAAACUUGAAAUGCGUUCAUGGAUGAUAAAGUAACGUCGAUGCAAAUUCAGAAUUGUGACGUUUUAUUCUCUCUUCAUGCUCUGAGGGCUGAAAACUGGACGACACAAUGCCACUGCAGCCCUGUUUUUGUUUUUUUAAUUUAAGAAAUUAAAAUCAGGCAUUUACACAUGAUUGUAAUUCUUUAAACCCUUCUCAGUUGCAAUUUCUUGGCUUUUAAUUAAUAAAAUUUUAUUUAACAGCUUACAUGUUACAUGAUUCUUCACAUAAACACUGAUAUACUUUGGAUUCCUUCACAUUUAGAUGAAAGCACUCACUCAGUUAUGGAUCUAAUGUGUUUUUGUAUUUCUGUGUUGCACUUGUUUUUUUUUUUUUGUUUUUUUUCAUACUUCAUCCACCACCAUGUCUGUAUUGCGUAAUGUUUUUGUUAAAAUGAAUCACCUGCUAUGGAUCUCCCAGAUGGUCGAACCAUGUUUUUAAAAAACAAGUCAUGUUUCACAACAGACAUUUUGCCUUGUCACAGUAGGAAAAGCACAAUAACACCUAACACUUUAUUAUUAUUAUUAUUAUUAUUAUUAUUAUUUUAAAGGUCCAGUGUGUAAGAUUUAAGAGGCUUUCUUUUUCAGGACUUUCUUUACUGGACUAUGUUUUCAUUAUAAUCCCCUGAAUAUGAAAAGUUUUACAGUAGCUCAUAACGGAUAAACCACUGGCUCCAAUAUAUCUCUUAUGUUUGUUUUUAUUAUUUUUUAUUCUUCGCAUGUAGUUUCUCCCUCACGUUGGAAAAGGAAAUCCUACACGCUGGACCUUUUUAAUGUCUCGAUUGCAUUCUAGUGUCACAGUAAGAUGUGGAGGCAGUUAGCCACCAUGCACAACAGCAGAAACGUUAUUAAUUGUAUUAUUUACACAUGCUUCUCCUAUUGUGACAUGUUAAACGAUCUUACAUGAUUGCACAGAAGAAGGGGUACAACAGUACUAAUGGUAAAAUUAUAAACUGGUAAGUUUAAUACUGAGGCUGUAUUUGCCAUUCAUUUCAUGAUGUAUUGAUGAAAUUAUUACAAUUUUUUUUAUGUUUCAUUGUGUUGAUUAAAUGAUCUAACUGGAGCAGUAGACUAUAAUUUACAGCUCCUGCCUGGUGCAUCUUUGACCUGGCUCGAUAAACACUGGUGUGACCUCUUAUACCAUAAGAUAAAAGACAACACACAGUGAGCUCCACCUGUUGGUUGGUUGGUUGAAUGAAUACAAACAAAUGGAUGUUUUUCUUCCACUUUCUUCAUUGUGUUAACAGUGGUACAGUAUGUUCUUGAGUCUGCAGGAUCAUCACAGAAACAAUAGCAAGCCAGGGUGUUUUUCUUCCUUUCCCCCGACAAAAAAA